This is a messenger RNA of Zophobas morio, 711 nucleotides long. RefSeq lists its product as uncharacterized. The coding region runs from base 80 to 667 and encodes 195 amino acids. The record is from RefSeq and is a predicted model, not a curated record. The transcript is spliced from 3 exons. NCBI's taxonomy places the organism in Eukaryota, Metazoa, Arthropoda, Insecta, Coleoptera, Tenebrionidae.
CUAUUAAUAAUUAUUCUAUAAAUUGGUGCAACUAUUAACAACGUGGUAUAAACGAACAAUUCAUGAAACGACUUGCAAAAUGAAACACUAUUUCAUAGUUUUCUUCGUUGUAGCACUCCUUACUCACAAAUCGCUAUCUACAGAUGAAACGUAUUACUGGAAGGACUACGAUGGAACUAUACCCGAUGACGCCCUAGAAGGAGGGUACGACAUCCAUAGCAACAGCAUUUUCAUCGGAAAAGCACAAGUAGGCGAAGACCAUAUAGUGGUACCAAUCUAUCCCAACAUCUCCGAUGUUCAGACGUUCUCAGACGGAAAAGUUGAGAAAAUCAACUCCGGCAUUAAAAUUCUCUGCGGUUCGGAACAACCCGUUGACUGGAUACGAGCCAGCGCGGAAAACUUCCAUGUGGUACUAAUAGGAAAAAAUCCAGUGCAGGGUGGAGAAUUGAAGAACAAGGGGCAUUUACACGUAGGACGAAUUUUCUACGAAAAUGAAAUUAAAAUAGGUCCGAUAUUGUCUUAUGAUUUGGACAAAGCGUGUUUGCAUUUCGUGCAUAAACAUUUGGUGCUGAGUACCGAUAAGUACGAGGUACUGGUGUACGAUUCUCCGAGGGAGCGUCCGAGGAGGCCUUGGAACCGUCGAGGACCCGGCAGACGAUUUCACUAAACUGUUUUAUUAUUAUUAAUAAAAAGUUAAUUGCCGGUCGUAAA